AUGCCAAACGAAUCUCUGCCGAUCUAUGGCCUUGACAAAGAGCUUGCGGCCAAGCAAGCUGCCAAGUACGACCCGCAGAGAGAAGUCGAGGCUCGCCAGUGGAUCGCUGACUGCACAGGCGAAGCCAUUCCAGAGGGCGCCUCCUUCCACGAGGUCCUCAAGGACGGCGUGUUGCUCUGCAAACUCGUAAAUGCCAUCCAAAAGGAAACCACUGUCAAAUUCAACACAAGCAAAAUGCCGUUCAAGCAGAUGGAAAACAUCAACAACUUUCUGCAAGUGGCUGAGAAGAUCGGUGUCCCCAAGGGCGACCUGUUCCAGACCAUCGAUCUCUUCGAGAAUAAGAACAUGAAUCAAGUCAUCGACAGCAUUUUUGCGCUUUCUCGCAAUGCCGUCAAGAACGGUUUCCAGGGCCCGCUGCUCGGACCGAAGCUCGCCGAGAAGAGGGAGGUUGUAUUUACUGAGGAGCAGCUCAACCAGGGCAAAUGCAUCAUCCCGCUCCAAGCCGGCUUCAACGGCGGCGCAAGCCAGGCAGGCAUGUCGUUCGGCGGCAGACGCCAAAUCAUGGAUUCCAGUGUUGGGUAA
Polychytrium aggregatum is the source of this 582-nucleotide messenger RNA. Its product is annotated as calponin domain-containing protein. Gene Ontology annotation, biological process: actomyosin structure organization. The transcript has 5 exons. Gene Ontology annotation, molecular function: actin binding. The coding region runs from base 1 to 582 and encodes 193 amino acids. The record is from RefSeq and is a predicted model, not a curated record. NCBI's taxonomy places the organism in Eukaryota, Fungi, Chytridiomycota, Chytridiomycetes, Polychytriales.